GAUUUGGGUCUCUUUAUCUUUUUGAAACUUAGAUCCAGUUUCAGAUAUGAGAGUCACUGAGUGAUCAUUUCAUUGAGAUCAACUUGAAUGACCAGGUGAAAAGUGCAAGAGGACUGUGCAAUGACUGAGACGUAUUCUUCCCACUUUAAAACUGGCUGACUCCUGUUGGUGAUGCAGUAGGAAGAACACAGCAUCACCUCUGAAGUAUUCUUGCCAAAAAAUACUGAACCUGAAUUUAGAUGUAACUAGUUUACAAGAAAUACAGGGGAUGAAGAAAUAUGUUAAAUGAUAAGAAUACAAUAAGCCAAAUCUGAAAUGCAACUCACAAAUUUUUAUUGCCAACCUCUACUUCCUUUGACUCUACAAAGAAAAUUGUAUCUACAGCAGCCCCUGAAGCCCAGGAGUCCAGCAAAUCAUCAGACGGACUCAUGACUGAAAAACAGCGGGAAGAAGCAGAAUGGGAAAGCAUAAACGUGCUGUUGCUGAUGCAUGGCUUAAAACCUUUAUCUCUAGACAAAAGAACAGAUACGAAAGAUCUCAUCAUUUUUGACAAACAAUCAUCACAAAGGAUGAGGGAGAAUUUAAAAACUUUGAUGGAAGAAACAUCACGUCAACAGAACAUGAUCCGGGAGCUCAUAGAAACUAAUAAGCAGCUUAAAAAUGAACUUCAGCUACAACACAGCCGAGCAGCAGAUCAGGAACAACGAGCUAAUGACUUGGAACAAAUUAUGGAGAGUGUGAAAUCCAAAAUUGGUGAAAUGGAGGAUGAAUCCCUAAAUAGGGUUUGCCAGCAACAGAAUAAAAUAAAAGAACUUCAAAAGGAGCAUAAAGCUUUACAGGCAAAAUGUGAGCAUUAUAAGAAAAAACGAAUGGAGCAACAAGAGACUAUUGCUUCUUUGCAGAAGGAUAUCUGUAGAUUAACAAAGGAGGACGAAGAGCGCAUCAUCACUCAAAACAGAGUGUUCUCCUAUCUCUGCAAGAGAGUUCCUCAUACCAUCUUGGAUAGACAGUUGCUUUGCCUAAUUGAUUACUAUGAAUCUAAAAUUAGAAAAUUUCAUAAACAAAGGCAAUAUGAAGAAGAUGAAAGUCAGUCAGAAGAAGACUACAGGAGUCUGAGUGCUUCACCCACUUAUAAAGGCCUUCUAAUGUCAUUACAGAAUCAACUCAAGGAAUCGAAAUCUAAGAUAGAUGCACUUUUAAUUGAAAAGCUGAAUCUCCAAAAAGAUUUGGAAACCAGGCCCACACAGUAUGAAUUAAGACUUUAUCAACAACAGGUGAAGAAGCUGGAGAAAGCCCUUAAGAAAAGCAUCAAAUUACAGGAUCUUAUCAGUCAAAAAAAGGCUGAGGACAAAGACGGAAAAGGCGAGCCCAGCAAAGAUGACCAGCAGCAGACCCUAAUUGACCAGAGAUACUUUCAGGUAUUAAGGAGCAUCAAUUCAAUUAUUCACAAUCCAAGAGCUCCAGUAAUAAUUUAUAAACAGAGCAAAGGAGGAGCCCAACAUUUUAAUAAAGAUCUUGUUCAAGAUUGUGGAUUUGAGCAUCUUGUUCCUAUAAUAGAAAUGUGGGCAGAUCAGCUGGCUUCCUUAAAGGAUUUGUAUAAGUCCUUGAAAAUACUAUCUGCAGAACUGGUGCCUUGGCAUAAUUUAAAGAAGCAGGAUGAAAAUGAAGGUGUCAGAGUUGAAGAUCUGUUGUUUAUAGUAGAUACCAUGUUAGAAGAAGUAGAAAAUAAGGAAAAGGACAGCAAUAUGCCAGACUUUCAAAUUUUGCGAGCUAUUGUUUCUCACUUCCAAAAAUUAUUUGAUGUGCCUUCUUUAACUGGAGUCUAUCCCCGAAUGAAUGAAGUUUAUACUAGGCUUGGAGAAGUGAACAAUGCUGUGAGAAACCUCCAGGAACUCUUAGAACUAGAUAGUUCAUCCUCAUUGUGUGUGCUGGUGAGCACAGUUGGAAAAUUGUGUAGGCUGGUUAAUGAAGAUGUGAAUGAACAGGUUAUGCAGGUAUUGGGACCUAAAGACCUCCAAAGCAUUAUCAACAAAUUGGAAGAACAUGAGGAAUUUUUCCCAGCAUUUCAGGCAUUUACUAAAGAUCUACUUGAAAUCUUAGAAAUUGAUGACUUGGAUGCCAUUGUACCUGCAGUAAGGAAAUUAAAAAUACUUUCAUGCUGAAAACAAAUCAUUUUUACUGUGUAAAUUGCAUUCUUAACAUUCUAAAUAUUUUGUAGGAUUGAUCUUACUCUGAGACAAGGGUUAUAAAAUGUAUAUACUCUCAGAAUUCACCCCCUUCUUUCUGUUGGGUCCUUCUCCAUCCAUAUAAUUUUUAUUAACUUUGAGAUUCUUUUAUAGAAAACAUUGCUAAGUUUAAUUACUAAAUUAACUUUAGAUCCUUUAAUCAUUUCUUAAGCAAUUCUUGAGUGCUUAAAAUGUAAGAUUGUUUUAAAGUACAGCGUGUAAGAGAGAAACUCAGGGAGAGAGUGCAAGUAAUAGAAAGGUUGCAUUUAAGUUCAGAGUUUUUUGGCCUGGGAACAAGGAAUGCCAGUGGCUCUCUUUAGUCCAGCCAGCAGGAAGCUGUUGCUUUCCUGGCAAGGAAAUGGCACAUUCUAUUAAGAUAUCCCUCAUGACACUUUUAGAGCAGAAGGAACAAAAGGAAGAAGGAAAAAAGUUUUUAUCGUGUUAGGGUAGGAAAUGAAUUAUGAGGUAAAAUAGAUGAGUGGAUGUGAGUCUCUCAUAAAGUGUCCUUUUUGCUAUCUUGAUGUGAUGUACUUUUUAUAAGGGCAUGAAAUCUUAAAUAAAAUUUUUGUAAUGAAUUUCCAAACGUAAA
Messenger RNA from Orcinus orca (killer whale), 2814 nucleotides. RefSeq names its product centrosomal protein 70 (gene CEP70). Gene Ontology annotation, molecular function: gamma-tubulin binding. Gene Ontology annotation, biological process: regulation of microtubule cytoskeleton organization; cilium assembly. Lineage: Eukaryota; Metazoa; Chordata; Mammalia; Artiodactyla; Delphinidae. The transcript is spliced from 18 exons. The coding region runs from base 429 to 2162 and encodes 577 amino acids. The record is from RefSeq and is a predicted model, not a curated record. Gene Ontology annotation, cellular component: centrosome.